Molecule: messenger RNA, 515 nt
Organism: Drosophila melanogaster (fruit fly)
Lineage: Eukaryota; Metazoa; Arthropoda; Insecta; Diptera; Drosophilidae
Gene: Mst87F
Product: Male-specific RNA 87F
Exons: 2
Coding region: 196-366 (56 amino acids)
Source: RefSeq, marked reviewed
CAGCGCAGAACUCGACUUGAGAACCGGCAGCGAUUCGAACUUCAGCCGGGUGCAAUGAACACAUGAUCCGACAAAACAAAAAUUUAAAUCUCAUUUACCUCGUUUAUAUGUUACAGUGCACUGGAAAAAUAGUGGCAACUUGAUGCGUUCCUACCAAGUUGGAUGAUAACUACAUAGAACUUUUACGAAUUAAUCAUGUGCUGCGGACCCUGUGGACCCUGCUGCGGACCUUGCUGCGGACCCUGCUGUGGUCCAUGCGGACCAUGCGGAGGAGGAUGUGGACCCUGCUAUGGACCGAAUGUCUGCGGACCAUGCUAUGCCUGUGGACCCUGUGGCGGCUGCUAUUGUGGAUACCCUUGCUGCUAGACAGUUGCAACUGGCCAUGUCCAAGAAGGGUUCACCAGAACACCAAGACGAUAGGAUAGAACCUAUCCCUAUUUCAUCCUCGUAUUCAUCUAAUAUUCGUGAACCACAAAUAUAGGUAUUUGAGACAAUAAAUAUGAGGUGUAAGCUUC